Messenger RNA from Nanorana parkeri, 3754 nucleotides. Its product is annotated as multidrug resistance protein 1-like. Lineage: Eukaryota; Metazoa; Chordata; Amphibia; Anura; Dicroglossidae. Gene Ontology annotation, cellular component: membrane. The record is from RefSeq and is a predicted model, not a curated record. Gene Ontology annotation, biological process: transmembrane transport. Gene Ontology annotation, molecular function: ABC-type transporter activity; ATP binding; ATP hydrolysis activity. The transcript is spliced from 25 exons.
GGAUUCCAUCAUGGCCAAGGACAAGAAAGUGGAAGCCAAUGACAUUGAGGGGAAGGAUCAAGUUAAUGGGGAUGUCACCGUGAACAUUGCCGACCCCAACAACGAAAGCAAGAAAAAGGGAUUGUUCUCAAAAUUCAAAAAAAAAGAAAAAGAGAAAGUUGAAAAGCCAAAAAUGGUCAGCCCUUUCACCAUGUUCCGAUACGCCGGAGGGAUGGAAAAGCUACUGAUGCUGGUUGGAACGAUAGCAGCCUUAGUGCAUGGAGCUGCCUUACCACUCAUGAUGUUGGUGUUUGGGGAAAUGACGAACAGCUUUGUGGAUUUUGGAAAGAACGCGACACGUGAGUUUAUCACCAGGGGCCACAUACGAUAAAUCAAACCAGUGCAAAAGCUGCAGGAAAAGAUGGAAACUGAUGUCCAAAAAAUUAACGAAGGCAUUGGUGAUAAAAUCGCUAUGCUUAUCCAGUCCUUAACCACCUUCGUGACCGGUUUUGUUAUUGGGUUUGUGAAAGGCUGGAAGCUGACGCUGGUUAUUCUGGCCAUCAGUCCCAUCAUGGGGCUCUCAGCGGCUAUAUGGGCAAAGAUUCUGUCAGCAUUCACUAACAAGGAGCUGACGGCGUACGCCAAAGCCGGAUCGGUGGCGGAGGAGGUACUGGCGGCGAUCCGGACUGUCAUGGCUUUUGGUGGACAGGGAAAAGAAAUUGAAAGGUAUAAAAAGAAUUUAGAAGACGCCAAAAGGAUAGGAAUCAAGAAAGCGAUUACAGCCAAUGUGUCUAUCGGUUUUGCUUUCCUAAUGAUAUACGCGUCUUAUGCUUUGGCAUUCUGGUAUGGCACCACCCUGAUCAUAAGUGAAGAGUACUCCAUUGGGAGCGUGCUCACGGUAUUCUUUGCGGUCAUCAUUGGAGCUUUCAGUAUCGGUCAGGCUUCCCCCAAUAUUGAAGCCUUUUCCAGCGCUAGGGGAGCGGCAUACGCAGUUUUCAAUAUUAUCGAUAAUAAACCCAAAAUAGACAGCUUCUCUCCAGCAGGAUUUAAACCAGACAGCAUUAAAGGAGACAUCCAAUUCUCAGGUGUAAAGUUUACCUAUCCAUCAAGGCCGGAUAUCCAGGUCCUUAAAGGGUUGAACCUCACAGUCCCAAAUGGUAAAACAGUGGCCCUUGUUGGCAGUAGUGGUUGCGGAAAGAGCACGACAGUCCAGCUUAUACAGAGGUUUUAUGAUCCAGAGGAAGGCGUGAUCACCAUAGACGGACAAGACAUUCGGAACUUAAACCUGAGAUACUUGAGGGAGAUUAUUGGUGUGGUCAGCCAGGAGCCAAUCCUGUUCGAUACCAACAUUGCCGAGAAUAUCCGCUACGGCCGUGAAAAUGUCACAAUGGAGGAGAUCGAAAGAGCCACCAAAGAGGCCAACGCAUACAACUUCAUCAUGAAGCUGCCAGAUAGAUUUGAAACUCUGGUAGGGGAGAGAGGAACACAGCUGAGCGGAGGUCAGAAGCAGAGAAUCGCCAUCGCACGGGCGCUGGUCCGCAACCCCAAAAUCCUCCUUCUGGAUGAAGCCACUUCUGCUCUGGACACAGAGAGUGAAGCCAUGGUGCAGGCGGCUCUGGAUAAGGCUAGAGAAGGCCGGACAACCAUCGUCAUAGCCCAUCGCUUGUCCACAGUACGAAACGCUGACGUUAUCGCUGGAUUCAAUGAAGGGGUCAUUACCGAACAAGGAUCUCAUAGUGAACUGAUGAAGAUACCUAAUGGAGUCUACUACAACCUGGUCACCAUGCAAACAUUAGAAGCAGGGAAAGAAGGUGAGAACCACUAUGAAGAAGGUCAGAACCACUAUGAAGACAUCAAUGAUUCCCACAAACCGACCGAAACAAAAAUAACGCGGAGGAAGUCAAGUCGGCACAGCAGCCUCAGGAGAACGUCUGUGAAGGAAGAAAAGAAGAUUGAUGCAGAUGAUGAUAAAGAGGAGGUAUUCGCAGGACCAGAGGACCAGGUCAGAUCGCAAAGCAACAUGUAUUGCCUGCUGUUCGUGGCACUUGGAGGCGUUUCCUUUAUCACAUUUUUCCUUCAGGGAUUUACAUUUGGGAAAGCAGGAGAGAUUCUGACUAUGAGACUCAGGCUGUUGACCUUCAAGGCAAUGUUAAGACAGGAAAUUGGAUGGUUUGAUGACAAAAAGAACAGCACCGGUGCCUUAACCACAAGAUUGGCUACAGACGCUUCUCAAGUCCAUGGGGCUACCGGAGCCAGACUGGCAUUGCUAGCUCAGAACAUUGCAAAUCUGGGCACCGCCACUGUAAUAUCUUUUGUUUAUGGGUGGCAGUUAACGCUUCUUAUCUUGACCAUUGUGCCAGUUAUCGCCGUCUCUGCUCUCAUCGAGAUGAAAACAUUUGCCGGUCAUGCGAAGAAGGACAAAGAGGAGCUGGAAGUCGCUGGAAAAAUUGCCACUGAUGCUGUAGAAAACAUCCGUACUGUUGUGUCUCUCACACGGGAAAGGACCUUUGAGAACUUGUAUGAUGAGAAACUGGUGGGGCCCUACAAGAAUUCUAUUAAAAAGGCUCACAUUCACGGAGUGACAUUUGGGCUCUCUCAGGCCAUCAUGUUCUUCGCUUAUGCUGGGUGCUUCCGCUUUGGUGCAUGGCUUGUGGCAAAUAAUCACAUGACAAUGGACAAUGUAUUCCUGGUAUUCUCGGCCAUUGUGUUCGGAGCCAUGGCUUUAGGACAGACCAGCUCCUUUGCUCCAGACUACGCCAAGGCCAAGAUAUCAGCGGCUCAUAUAUUCAACCUGCUGGAAAAACAACCACUCAUAGAUAGCUAUAGCACUGCUGGGGAAAGUCUUACAGAGUGUCAGGGAAAUGUCUCAUUCCGGGGUGUCCAGUUCAACUAUCCAACACGACCAGACGUGCCUGUGCUUCAAGGACUGGACGUCACUGUGUCUAAAGGGCAAACCCUGGCACUAGUGGGCAGCAGCGGCUGUGGGAAGAGUACCACCGUCCAACUCUUGGAGAGAUUCUACGACCCCCUUGGCGGAGACGUGUGCAUAGAUGGUUCUGAUGUGAAGGGUAUGAACAUCCAGUGGUUACGGGCACAGAUGGGCAUCGUAUCCCAAGAGCCCAUUUUGUUUGACCGCAGCAUAGCAGAGAACAUUGCGUAUGGAGACAACAGCCGAACAGUGAGUCAAGAAGAGAUUGAGCAAGCAGCCAAGGAGGCCAAUAUCCAGAGUUUCAUCGAGACCCUAACUGAUAAAUACAUGACUCGGGUUGGAGACAAGGGCACACAGCUGUCUGGAGGUCAGAAGCAGAGGAUCGCAAUAGCACGAGCCCUUAUCAGGAGACCCAAAAUCCUGUUGCUGGACGAGGCCACGUCUGCUCUGGACACUGAGAGUGAAAAGGUGGUGCAAGAAGCUCUGGAUAAGGCUCGGGAGGGUCGCACCUGUAUAGUAAUCGCCCACCGUCUAUCCACCAUUCAGAACGCAGACAAAAUUGCCGUCAUCCAGAACGGGAAGGUCGUAGAACAGGGAACACAUCAACAGCUGCUGCAGCAAAAAGGAUUCUACCACUCACUCGUCAGUAUACAGCUCGGAUCCACAUGAGUGGAGACAGUUACCCUGCCUGACGCAUCAGGAAUAGAAUAAAGUUUACUGACUUGAAUGCUAUUGUGAAGCCAAAGAUCCCAAGGGGUCCAGCUGCAUGGGCAAUGUUCCUGCCAAACCUACCGGACCAAUUCAAAUACAGAACUCUCCCUUUGCUGCUCCAACACUGAAUAUAUC